This is a messenger RNA of Thlaspi arvense, 560 nucleotides long. NCBI's taxonomy places the organism in Eukaryota, Viridiplantae, Streptophyta, Magnoliopsida, Brassicales, Brassicaceae. The record is from the annotation of a GenBank genome assembly.
AAAUACACUUUCUUCUUCUUCUUCUUCUUCUUCUUCUUCUUCUUCUUCUUCUGUGGAACCAUCAUGGCUGAUUUUCGGAGCAGAAGGCAAAAUUUUGGAUCUGUGAUUGCUGCGAUUCUUCUGAUCUUCAUCCAUGGUGCUCACUCUUUCUAUCUCCCAUGUAUCGCUUCUCAGGAAUUGGAAAAAGGAUGUGUAUAUUUUUCGCCUUCUUCUCGAAUUCGUAAAUCUCCUGAUCUCUACAAUCUGAAUGUAAACCCGGAUUCUAACGACACCAUCAUUUCAAUGCUCGAGAACACUGAUGUUCAAAUUCACUGGCGCAACAAAGGUAUGUUAUCGAUCAGCUUGAUCAAGAGAAAGGAUGAUGAUGGUAUCGAAGUGCGUGCACUAUACAAGGUGGAUGUGGCAAGAUCAGAGAAUUCCACAGAUGGAAUACUCAUCACUCUCCCUGCUACUGGCCAAGGCGUAGAGAUUAAUGCCUCAUACGACACGUACGAGCGAAUCCCUGGUGACUCCGGCUAAAGACGACACCCUAAAGAUGAUCUUUUUUUUUUUUAUAGCAG